GUUAUUUCUGGCACCAGCGCCAGCUGCAGCGCCUGGGAAGCGACAAGCCCGUCGAGCCCAUCCGAGUGCUCGUUCUCCUGAGGCUUCUUUGCUUUCGGCUGGUGCGUGCCUACAUCUUCGAGCCACGCCGGCUCUCGACCAGCAGCUGCCGCUUUGCCCACGAAUCGCCGAUUGGAGUGGGGUUUUUGGGGGAUAG
Messenger RNA from Symbiodinium necroappetens, 196 nucleotides. The record is from the annotation of a GenBank genome assembly. Lineage: Eukaryota; Dinophyceae; Suessiales; Symbiodiniaceae.